Caenorhabditis elegans is the source of this 13422-nucleotide messenger RNA. RefSeq names its product Cadherin-4 (gene cdh-4). The transcript has 21 exons. Gene Ontology annotation, molecular function: calcium ion binding. The record is from RefSeq and is marked reviewed. Bases 103 to 13089 code for a protein of 4328 amino acids. Gene Ontology annotation, biological process: cell adhesion; establishment or maintenance of cell polarity; homophilic cell-cell adhesion. Gene Ontology annotation, cellular component: membrane; plasma membrane. NCBI's taxonomy places the organism in Eukaryota, Metazoa, Nematoda, Chromadorea, Rhabditida, Rhabditidae.
UUUCAGUAAAUUCAAAGCAACAAAUUGCCAAAUGCAAGUGAGAAGGAUAUCGAUCGAAUUAUAAGCAUUUUGCAUUAAUAAUUAGCAAAAUAACCAAAAAUAAUGAAGAAACAUCGGGUUUUUCAUUUAUUUCUUCUCAUAUUUUGUAAAGCGAUUAGUCUAGUCACCACAUCUUCUUCUACGGAACAAAUAUUCGAAUUCACCGCUCCCCUCUAUAAUUUAUCCGUCGAAGAAAAUUCAAUCGGCUCAAAGUAUGCACGUUCCGAGAAUUCUACGAAAAUCGGAGUUCCACUUCCGGAAAAGGAUGCGAAUUGCAAAUUUCGAGUUGCUGAGAUUGUGGGUGAGAAGUCAUCACUUUUCAAAGCACAUUCUCGACAAGUCGGCGAUUUUGUGUUUCUUCGAAUACGAUACAAAGGCGAUAAUCCACUGAAUCGAGAGCUCAAGGAUUUUUACGAUAUUCUAGUCAAAGCUAUGUGUAAACGAAGAGAUCUUUCGAAUCUAGAGACAACUGCAAGAAUUCAUCUACGAGUUAUUGAUCGAAAUGAUGCGAGUCCAGUAUUUUUAGUUGGUGAACAAGGAUAUGAAGCUGAAAUUGAUGACGACCUCGAACCGUUCUCCACAGUCUUACGAGUCGAAGCAUCUGAUGCAGAUAUUGGAAUCAAUUCAGCAAUAUAUUUCUCAUUAGUAAACCGAUCUCAUGACUUCAUUGUGGAGCCAGUGACUGGAUGGGUUCGAUCUCUACGACACGUGAAGCCAGGAAAAUAUUCAUUGAAAGUAAAGUCAGAAGAUCGAGCUUCUCGUUUGUAUUAUUUCGAUGAAAAUGAAGUACAACCAUCGUGGACUGCUGAUGUCUUGAUAACCGUCCGUGAAACCAAGCCGAAACCACGUAGAAUUCUUGUUGACCAACGAAAAAUAAAUCCAAACAUUUUGAAUAAUCGUCAAUUGGCUGCAAUAAUUACUUUGAAAGAUUCACCGAAUGAUGCUAUAGUUGGAUUGAAAGGAAAUGAAAAGGAGCACUGGUUUGAAGUUGAGCCGGAAGUAGUUGGAAAUGAUGGUACAAAGGAAUUACGAUGGAUGCUUUAUGCUAAAAAUGGCUCUCAAGUACCUAAAAACACUAAUGUUACUUUGACGAUCGGAGAGGAUUACAUUCGUCGAAGUGGAUUUUCAAUCAGUAAAAAACCCGUUAUUCCUACCAAUGAGACAGUUACAAUUCAAAUUGAACGCCUCGCUGAACACUUAAUUCGAUUCUUGGAUAAUGAGAAGCUGACACUAAAAACUGACGAGAUGGCUCCAAUCGGAAGAAUUUUGUAUCGAAUGAACGUAAAUGUAGAGAAUCCGGAUGAUGUUUCAUUGAUUCGAUACUCACUUGAAUACUCAAAAUCGGAUCUUCCAAAUGCAACUCUCCCAUUCGCGAUUGGCUCAAAAAAUGGAAUUUUGAGAGUUUCUGCGAAAAUAAAUCGUUCCGAAAGAGUUUACAAUUUCAAAGUGAUUGCGAGUCUUCAUGGAAUCAACGAAAAACUUGCUGAGAAAGACGUUUCUAUAGAGAUUCUAGAUUCAAACGAUCAUGCUCCAGUAUUCUCUGCAAAGUGGAUGAGACAAACUCCAAUUGUCAUUGGAAAGCCCGGAGACGUCCUCGUCAAAGUCGAUGCAACCGAUCAAGAUGAGGGUGAAAAUGGAAAAAUUGUCUACAAAUUUACGAGUGAACUUCCAUUGGAAAUUAAUGCGAACACUGGAGAGAUAACGCUUGUCGAAGUACCGAAAAAGGGAAAUAGUUGGCCGGCGACUGUGUGGGCUAUUGAUUUAGGACUUCCUUUGUCGAGAAUGUCCGCGCUGAAUUUGAUGUUCUAUAAAAAUGGAACAAAGAUUCCUGCAAAACCAAAGCCCAUAAUUAUACAAGAAAGUGAAAACAAGCAUUCCCCGGUGUUCUCCUCCUUCCCAGAAAUAGUCGAGGUCACGGAAGAUGCUCCAAUUGGAACGGUUGUUGCAAAACUUCAAGCAAACGAUGAAGAUACUGGAUACAAUGGAUUCAUUCGUUACGUCAUUCAUGAUAUUGCUGGAAGUUCCCAUGAAGUUCUUACAGUGGAUGAACAGAGUGGAGAGAUUACUGUAGCUUCGGAUCUCUCUAAGUUAAUGAAAGAGAAACUGGAGGUUUUAGAUGUUCAGUUGAAAGUCAGUGCAAUCGAUGCAGGAACUCCAGUGAAAUCGUCGGUGAAAACCAUGAAGCUUCGUAUCAAGGAUGUCAAUAAUCAUUCUCCACAAUUUGACGAGGUGUCCUACUAUCUGCGAAUCAGUGAGAACGAGAAGCCCGGGAAGGACAUUUUCAAAGUAACUGCCAACGAUUUCGAUGGAGGAAACAACGGAAAAAUCAAAUUCUCACUGGGAAACAAUCAAGAAAAGUCCUCCGUGAUUUCAAUUGACGCAAAGACCGGAAUCGUCAAACUUUUGAAAUCUCUCGAUCGAGAAGAUCAAGAUGUCCACACUUUUGCAAUAAUUGCAUCUGAUGAAGGAUUCCCAAUGAGAGUUAGCGUUACGAAUCUGACGAUUUCAGUUGAAGAUGUUAAUGAUAAUCCACCGAAAUGUGUUGUACAACAUUCAAGGGCUCGCAUUCCAGAAGACUUGCCACAUGGGGCUUUUGUAUCGUGCAUGGCAGCUUUUGAUGAGGAUAUUGGACAAAAUUCCAAGUUGAAGUUUUUGCUGAACUCUGAGAAAGUUCCAUUCCGAAUUGAUCAUCAUUCGGGAUGCAUUUUCAUUCACGCUCCCGAAUAUCCACUCGAUUAUCACAAAACACCAUUUUUCAACUUAUCUAUUGAAGUUGCUGAUCAUGGAGAUCCGAUCCUUUCAACUUCUUGUCAUUUACACGUGGAACUAGUUGAUAUUGCACACAAUCAUCUGGCAAUUGAGUUUGAUGACGUGGCAAAAGAAGCAAGUGUCUACGAGAACUCGGAAAUUGGAACAGAAGUUAUCAUGAUUGAGGCAAAAGAAACUGGAGAUGAACAGAAGGUGAAAGCUGAGAAUUUGGAAUAUAGGAUUAUCGGAGGAGAUGGAUGGCCGCAUUUUUCUAUUGACCAAAAAGGUACCGUACGUACAACUCACUUGUUGGAUCGUGAAACCAAGUCGGCUUAUUGGAUUACUGUAGAGGCAAGAGACUCGAAAACUGAUUUAUACAAAGAUCCUCGACGACGAGAUGUUCUCCACGUUUUCAUCCGAAUUUUGGAUAGAAACGAUCAUCGUCCAGUGGCAAAGAAGCCGAUGUAUAUAGCAAGUGUUGCUGAGAAUUCACCUGCAAACGUUGUAAUUGUGAAAGUUGAAGCCACUGAUGCAGAUGACGUUGAUAAUGAUGCGGCUGCUCCGUUGAUGUUCAAAAUUGAACGAGGAGAUCCUCAGUCGUUCUUCCGAAUUGAUUUGACAUCUGGAUACAUUACAACAUCUGGAAUAAGACGCCUUGAUAGGGAGAAACAGUCGGAACAUGAGCUAUGGGUUUCAAUUUGUGAUGGUGGAGAACCUCAAUUGUGUUCAAAUGUAAUAGUUAUUGUGAAUGUUUUGGAUGAAAAUGACAAUUCGCCAACAUUUACUCAAGCUAUUCAUCACUACAGUGUCAGAUCGAAAUUUGCCGGAAAACUCUGCAGAAUUUUCGCCGUUGAUGCUGAUGAGGGUGAAAACGCCCGUUUAACUUACAACAUCACAGAAGGAGAUGCACGAUUUUCAAUUGAUAACAAUGGAAAUAUCAUUGCAUCAGAAGCAAUUCAUGGAGAUGAGAGUUAUGCGUUGACUGUUCAAGCGACUGAUCAUGGGACACCUGGACAACAGUUUGCUGCUACACGAGUUGUUCUUACUGCAAAUAGUGCUGGUCAGAAACCACGAAAAUCUAAAAACUCGCCACCUGAAAUUUCCGGAAAAAAGUCGGAUUAUGUGAUUCCAAUUUCUGAUGCUGAUCAAGUUGGACUCACUGUUGGAAAACUCGAAGCUUCGGAUGCGGAUGGUGAUGAACUGUGGUGGAGUAUAUCUUCUGGAGAUCCAGAUUCUGUAUUUGAUGUUCGACAAGACACUGGACAACUUUUAUUGGCGAAGAAAGUGGAAUUGUUGAAACGUGGAGAACUUCGUUUGAAUAUCAGUGUGACUGAUGGACAAGCAUGGGAUCAUUCUACUGUCAUUAUUCAAGUAUCAAGACAGAUUUCUCAACGACCAAAGUUCUCGGCGUCUCAUUACCAAACUGAUGUAUCUGAACGAGUUGCAGUUGGAACACAGAUUUAUACAUUGAAAGCAUCUGGAGAAUCACUUGGAACAAAGCCUCUUGUAUUCAAUUUGUUCAGUGUUGAUGAUGUUGCAAUGGAGGACAAGAUUCGUGUUGAACCGAGUAGUGGAAAUGUGAUUGUUAUGGAACCGUUGGACUAUGAAGCAGCACGGCGGAUUCGAGCAGUUGUGCAAGUUCAGCAGGCGAACAUGAAGAGUUUUGCAACUUUUUCGGUGAAUAUCAACGAUGAGAAUGACAAUUCACCAUACUUCGUUGGUCAUACCGCUUUUGCAUUUGUUGAUGAGAGUGAUACCGUGGAUGAUGUUCUAGCAACAGUAACAGCUUUCGAUAAGGAUCGUGGAGAGAAUGGAAUUGUAACAUAUUCAAUAGUCAGUGGAAAUGAGGAAUCUCUUUUCAAAAUUGAUGCGAAAAGUGGUGAAGUUCGACUUGCAAAACCACUUGAUCCAGAACUUCAACACGUUGAGUCAAUUCUACGGAUCAGAGCAAUAGAUUCAGCUGCAAAUUCUUUGAAAGAUGAAAUGAGUUUGCACAUUCGAAAUUCCAACGAAGCGCCAGAAACUGCGAAGUUUGAUAGGAAAGUGUAUCAAACAACACUAUAUGAUUCUACGAGACCCGGCACCCCAGUCCUUGUUCUGAAUGCACUUCAUCACGGAACCGUCAGCUAUAAGCUCGAACCAAAUUGCACAUUUUUCGAAGUUCAUACACUUUCCGGAGCUGUCCAUCUCGCAACGUGGCUUACAAAAUUGAAGCAUCGGAAAAGUGUCGAAUGUACAGCGAUUGUUGAAAGUACCGAAGGGCAGCAAGACAUUGCAAAAGUUAUUGCAAAAAUAAUCCGAACCAACCAGCAUUCUCCGAUUUUCCGAAGACAAGUAUAUCGAGGAACUAUCAGAGAAAAUAUGCCGACUGGAAGUUCAGUUCUCUCAAAGAGUCUUUUACCAUUAGUUGUUUCUGCUAUUGAUGAAGAUCCAGGAUCAAAUGGACUUGUUGGAUAUCGAAUGUUAUCUCCAAAAGAUGAGCAAAUGUUCAGUGUGGAUCAGUACUCGGGAGCCAUUCGUACUCAAAUGUCAUUUGAUUUUGAAAAGAUGAAGGAAUAUUCAUUCUAUGUACAAGCUUUCGACAUGGGACAACCACCUCGACGAUCACUGAUGCCUUCACUUAUAGUUGUGACCGUAAUUGAUGAGAACGACGAGCCACCACGUUUUCCUUCAAAUUCACUCGAUAUCUCGAUGAUCCUGCCAACUGCAAAUGGAGUUUCUGUUGGAGGACAAACAGCUCAAGAUAUGGAUUCAGUUGGUUCACUUCGUUAUUUCAUCAAGGAUCAGUCAGUACCGUUCUCUGUGGAUAGCAAAACUGGAGACGUUCUUGUGAAAGAUUCGAAUGGUAUAUCUGAUAUGACGAAACUAUUUGAUUUGGAAGUGUUUGUUACGGAUGGAAAACAAUCUGCAUCUUAUGUUAUGAAGAUUUCAACCAUCAGUACUGAAAAUUCAAAAUUCAAGUUCACACGGAAUGAGUACCAUACCUCACUAAUCGAGAACACCACUUUGCCUCCUGGAUCCAUUAUUCUGUCAGUUGCAACAAUUGGAGACAAACUUGAUCAUUUCUCGAUUGUCAAUCCCCAUGAAGCAUUCUUCAUUCAUCCUGGAACUGGUGUCAUCUCAAGUUCAGGAAUAGCUCUUGAUCGUGAGAAAUCAGCAAUUAUCCGCCUAGUUGUCCAAGCUAAAAGUCAUGAGAAGAAUCCAGUCAUGGCACGUGCUUUGGUGGUAGUAGGCAUUGAAAAUAUCAAUGAUGAAACACCAAUAUUUAUGGGAACUCCAUAUGAUAUAACAAUUGGACAUUCUGAUAUUGGAACUGUUGUUCUUGAACCAAAAGUUAUUGAUAAUGAUGAAGGAGACGUUGUCACAAUAUCAUCAGAAAAUAUGCCUGAAUAUUUCAAGAUUGUUGGUGGAAAAGUUGUUCUUGGAAAGAAGUUACCAUCAAUUGAAGAAGAGGAUCUGGAAUUCAACUUUAAGCUUAUCGCCAAAGAUAAUGGAUCAGUUCAUCGCGUAGAAGAACCUGUGAAAAUCCGUGUUGUUGACAAGGCACGCCCCGUCUUCUCACAAAAUGUCUACACAGCUGUCAUUUCGAAAGAAUCCACCAAAAAGAGUACUGUACUUGUCAAGGUUAUGGCGAAAAGUUCACUUCAAUCAAAGUCAAAAGGUCUAAUUGGAUAUCGAAUUCUGGAUAAGAAGAGCCCAUUCUCUGUUGAUUUUUUGACCGGAGAAGUUCGAUUGAACAAUUUGAAAAUGUUAGCUGAAACAAAUUAUACAUUUGAAGUUGAAGCUCGUGAAGUUACUCGUCCAAAAAUGAUUGCAAAAGCUCAAGUGGAAAUUAUUGUGAAGUCUGGAAUCACCACUCAUGCACCAGUAUUUGAGAAGUUGAAAUACACUGCAUCAACACCAGAAUCUACUUCAAUCGGUCAACGUCUUCUAACCAUCAAAGCAACAACUUCAGAUGAAAACGAUACAAUUGAAUAUUCAUUAUCUGGAAGUAAAGAUAUUGAAAUUCAUCCCGAAACUGGAGAUGUUACGAUAACUGGACAAUUAGAUUAUGAGAAAACUCAAAAAUAUGAUCUCAAACUUGUAGCCACUUCAUCUGGCAAACAAGUUUCUUCGGAGGCUGAAUUUAUUGUGCUAAUUGAAGAUGUCAACGAUGAAAUGCCUGAAUUUAUAAGAUCAGACGUCAGUGCAAAGAUAUCAGAUUCUGCGAUCACUGGACAAUUUAUCACUAUAAUGUCUGCAACCGAUAUGGACACCACCAACUCAUUGGAUGAGGAGAGUCAGAAGCUUCUUUAUAAAAUUGUAGAUGGAGAUGAAACUCUUUUCAAUAUUUCACCAGCAACCGGAGAACUUUCGUUGGCACGACCUGUGGAGCAAGAUGAUUUAGUAAAUGAGGACACGAAGAAAGUUCUGAACGUUUCUGUUACUGAUGGAAUGUUCACUGCUUAUGCAAAACUUGUCGUUGAGAUCUUGAGAAGCGGUUCGAUGCAGCCUCCUCCAAGAUUCGAGCAAAGUCAUUAUGUGGCCAAUGCAUUAGAAAAUACAAUCGUCAACAAAUCGGCGUUGUUAACUGUUGCCGUGAAAGGAGGUGUUCCACCACUUCAGUUCUCCCUUGCACCUACUACAUCUUCAAAUUCUUCAACUAGCAAAGAGGCAUGGCCAGUUGCUAUUGAUCGGAAAACUGGAAGAAUCCACGUGUCAAGAGUUCUCAAUUAUCAUCGCGAUAAAAGAUAUCAGAUUCCGCUUGUAGUCGAGGACGCAACUGGAAGGCGUGCAUUUUCUACGCUAACAUUGUCUGUAAUUGAUAUAAAUGACAAACCUCCAUUCUUCGUGCUUCCAUUCUACAGUACAUCUAUCUCAGAAUCUGCGAAAGAGGGCGAUACGGUUAUGAUGGUAUCGGCUACGGAUGAUGAUGAAAAUGAUACGAUUGAAUAUUCCCUUCUCGAUGGCAGCGAAUCUCAAUUCUUCUCUGUUCAUCCUCGUCAGGGAACUAUCACAGUUGCCAAGAAGCUUGAACAUAAAGCAGGCGUCACUUUAUCACUAACAAUUAAAGCCACGGAUUCAGCCAAUCCACCACAUCAUGCAACAACUACUGUUGAGGUCAACAUUGCAAGUGAAAGUGUAAAAGUUCCAAGAUUCUCGAAUAGUCAUUAUUUGUUCUCUGUUAUGGAAGAUGCUGACGUUGGAAAUGUGAUUGGAAGAGUUCAACAGAUGGAAACUGAAAUCGAUGAAAUUCGGUUCACAAUUGUGCCAGGAUCAGAAGAAUCGGAUUCUUUUCUUCCUUUCAGUGUUGAAAGAUCAACUGGUAAAAUUAUUGUGAAGAGUAGUUUGGAUCGAGAACGGAAAAAUCAAUGGAAAAUGACAAUUCGAGCAGAUGCAGCUGGUGGAGUACAUGCGAUAACUACGGUUACUGUAGAUAUAGGAGAUGUUAAUGAUAAUGCCCCCGCAUUCCAUGGAGAUUACGAAAGAUUUACUAUUUCUGAAGAUGCAGCUGUUGGAACUAGUGUCACUAUAUUCUCAGCAAUGGAUCGAGAUGAUUCACCUAGUGGAAGAAUUCGAUUCUCGUUAGUUGAAGAAAAUCCAUAUUUCGACUUGAAUGAGAACAGUGGAUGGCUUACUGUAGCAUCGCAACUUGAUCGAGAAAAGAUUGAUCAUUAUAAAUUAAUCGCUCGAGCAACGGAUGAAGGUGGAUUCAAUACAGAUCUUCCGUUCACUAUUGUCGUCAGUGAUGUUAAUGAUUCACCACCACAAUUUGAGAAAGAAGAGUUCAACAUUGAUCUACACCUUCCAUCAACUUCUCCAAUUCUUCAUUUCUCAAUCAAAGACGAUGACUUAUCACCAAACAACGUUUCACAGUUUUUCAUUCCGAAGGGAAAUGAAGAAGGUGUUUUCUGGAUAGAUUCAAACAAUGAUUUAUUGCUGAAACGACCGGAAAUUGUGGAAAACAAGAUGCAAUAUCAACUGAAAGUCACUGCUUUUGAUGGAGUCUUCGAAACUAGUACAAAAGUCAAAAUCAAUUUGAAAUCUUCCAAAGAUUCUGAUAUCAGAUGCCCAGAAGCCAAUAAAACUGUAAUUCUAGCAGAAAACUCGAAGAAGGGAACUGUAGUGCUCGGCGAAUCAAGUCUGCUUGGUCCAAAUGUAACAUUCAAACUAUCAGAUAAUGAUGGAAAUGUUUUUGUUGUGAACUUCCGAAAUGGAAUAGUAAAAGUGAAAGAAUCCGAUCAAAUCGACUACGAGAAGAAUCAACAAUUGGAAUUCCAUCGACUCACAAUUCAAGACAAUUCGGAAGUUUGCAAAGAAUUGAUUACUGUAGUGAUUGAAAAUCUCAACGACAAUCGACCGAAAAUCAUUGAGAAACUACUGAAAGUAUCUAUUGACGAAAACCUGCCAACAAGUGAAGAUGCUCGACAAUAUAUAACCAGAAUUGUAGCAGAAGAUGCUGAUUUUGAUGAAAUUAAAUUCCGAAUGGUAGACGAUUUCGGUGGUUUAUUCCAAAUCGACGAUAUCAAUGGAGUUGUCACAGUAGUUAAGCCUCUCGAUUCGGAAAUUUUGGGAUUCUUCAAUUUGACUGUUGUUGCCAGUGAUGGAGAAUUUGAAGACAAAGCCACCAUUCUGGUUACUGUAAUCGAUCAAAACGACAAUGCACCAACAUUUGAAAAGUCUACAUACUCGAUGAAAGUUAUGGAGUCUGAAUCAAUUGGAUACGAAUUGGCUCAUUUCCGAGCAUCUGGAGGAGAUCAAAACGAGACGAUCGAAUACUAUCUGAAACCGUCUGAUGUUACUAGUUUUGUCAAUUUGAAUGCUCAAACCGGAAUAUUGACUUUGGCGAAACCAUUAGAUUUUGAAACUCUGUCUGCUCUGAAACUGACCGUUGUCGCAAAGGAUUCUGGUGUUCCUCCUUUGGAAACUGAAGCUCAAGUUGAAAUUUCUGUGAUGGAUGAGAAUGAUAAUGCGCCGAAAUUCGAAAAGGAAAAGUACGUUGGAAAAGUCAAGGAAAACUCGAAAUCUGGUGAAAAGGUGUUAACAGUAAAGGCAUUGGAUGUUGAUAGUGAGCAUUUUGGAGCAGUUUCAUAUGAACUAGAAAUUGUUUCUGAAACAACAACUGAUACUCCUGUGCUUCCAUUUGCAAUUAACUCUAACGGAGAUGUGCUGAUUAGCCAAUCAAUCGACUAUGAGAAGAUUAAAAAAUACAAUCUCAAAGUCAUUGCAAAAGACGGUGGAAGACCUCCUCUUCGAUCAGAAGCUCUUCUGGAAAUCCAUGUGGAAGAUGAGAACGAUCAUGCUCCAACAUUCGAUGACUGCAAUAUGACUGCACUUGUUCAAGAAGGAGAAGCCAUUGGCCAUCGACUUUUGAAAUUCUCGGUUUCAGAUCUUGAUGGACCUAAAAAUGGAGCACCGUUUACCGUAGAGAUUCAAGGAGAUGGAGCUAAAUCUUUCAAAGUUAAUGAAAAGUUGGAAUUGCUCACGGCAAAGAAGCUGGAAUAUCGCAAAAAAGAUAAGUAUUUGCUCACUGUAAUUGCAAAGGAUGUGAAGGGAAAGACAACAGAUUGCCCGUUGACUAUCUUUAUCAGACAAACAAGUCGCCAUGCUCCAACGAUGAAGCCAAUGAAAAUUCAAAUCAACACUCUACAGAAUGAGUUGCCAGAAGGAAUAAUUGGACGAUUGAAAGCAUCAGAUGAGGAUGAAGAAGAUCAGAAUGGGUUGUUAAGAUUUGGUCUCGUCGAAGGAUCGAUUCAAAGCCCACGUGCACAAGUUCAAGAAUCUCGGUCAACACAUUUGUUCCGUGUCGAUCCGAAUACCGGUGACAUUUGGUCAGAUCAUUCGAUUACUCAAGGACUUCAUACAUUCAAUGUCACUGUCACUGAUAGCAAGUUUAACACAGUGAGCUAUGUAGAAGUACACGUCACCUCCAUUGACAAUGACGUCAUCGAUCACGCAGUUUCAAUCAGAAUACGAUCAAUGAGUGUCGAUGAAUUCAUGAGAAAGCAUGUGAAAGAGUUUCGACGGAUUAUCUCACAUCACUUGAAUCUUAAUGAUGAUAGUAGUAUUCAAUUGAUUAGUGUUCAAGCUGUUCCAUCAACAGAAUCAGAACGAAGAAGUAGAAGAAAUUCUAUGGAAGACGUGGAGAUCCUUAUGACAGCUCAAAGAGGACUUGGUCGUGGAUAUUUGAAACCAGAUCAUAUAUAUUCAAGAUUGAAAAAUGAUUUCCAAAACAUGAAUGAUCAAAGUCAAAGAAUGCGUUAUCAAUUGAUUACUGAAAUGUGCACAACCGGUGUUUGUCUUCGAGGAGAAUGUCGUGAAGUUAUUGAAUUGAUUGAAGAUAGCUGGACGAAAGUGUCAACUGACGAUUUUUCAUUUGUUUCUCCAUUCCAUUCUCGUUCUGCACAAUGUCUAUGUCCUGAUGGAUUUGGUGGAAAACGAUGUGAAGUUGAAACAAAUCAAUGCGCCAAAUCACCAUGUGAACAAUGGCAAUUGUGUAUUCCUUCUGUACAUAACUCAACAUAUGAAUGUGUAUGUCCAUUAGGAAUGGAAGGAGACAAGUGUUCUGUACCAUCUUGUCAAAACGACGGAAAAUGCUUGGAAGAAGCUGAACUUUCUGUUGGCGGUGAUGGUUACUUUGAGAUCUCACUUUCGAAUGAAAUCGAAACUCGGAUGGAAUUGGAAAUUGAGCUAAAAACGACAACUCACAAUGGUAUUAUUAUGUGGAGCCGCGGAAAACGUGACUUCCACAUGCUGCGGCUUGUCAAUGGAACUCCAGAAUAUCAUUGGAACGCUGGUACCGGAACAGGAAUUGUCACAUCGAAAACAUCGGUUGUUGAUGGACAGUGGCAUCGUAUUGCGAUAUCGAGAAGGCAGCGAAGAACUCGAAUGACUGUUGAUGAUGAGGAUUUGCAAGAGGCUUUUAGCCCGAUUGGAUCAACAGUUAUUAAUCUACAUCGAUACUCUCAAAAACUGGUACUUGGUGCAAAAGUUGAUGAUGGAGAGCUCACUGAUGGAGUUUCGGCGUGUUUCCGCACAAUUUCAGUUGAUGGAAUGAAGGUUCUCAAAACAAGACAAGGAAUGAAGCUAUUUGGAGCACAACCAGGAUGUUCUGCACUGACGUCUUCCCCGUGUAAUGAUCUUCCAUGCCAACACGCGGGAACUUGCAUUUCUCAAGGAAAAUCACAUUUCAAAUGUGAAUGUCCUUCGAGAUAUUCUGGAAAUGUCUGCGAAAUCGAUCUUGAACCAUGUGCAUCAUCCCCAUGUCCAACUGGAAUCCAGUGUAUUCCAUUUUAUAACGAUUAUCUCUGCAAAUGUCCGAAUGGAUUCACUGGAAAACACUGUGAAGCACGUGGAUUCGAAGAUCACGAAACAUCGUCAUGCUCCAAAAACGUGUGCGGAACCUCCGGACAGUGCAUCUCAAUUCCUCGACACAGUUUGGAAAGUUCGGAUUUCAUAUGUAAUUGUACCGGUGGAAUACUUCAAUCGACACCAUGCGCUGAGAAGUCUGAUAUUUUAUCGACGGUUCUUGAAUUCCUACUCAAAGCUGAAAUUGUAAUUGUCAUUUUGGGUGUUCUACUAUUGUUACUCGUCUUUUGUUUAACAUUCAUCACAUGGAAAUGUUGUAAGAAGAACAGAGAUCCAAAAUAUGGAGCUCACUGUGAUGUUCCUCACAUGAGAAACACACGAGUUCUGGUGCCAGUCGUACCUCCACCACUUCCGCCACGUGGAUUCAGGAACGAUUCAUCUAACUUCAUAUCAACAUCGUCUGUAACCACAUCUCAUCGUCCAAUGGUUCAAGUUAAACCAUAUUCUUCUGAUAUCCGUGACUCAAGAUCUCCAUCUGCGUGCGGAAGUUCAAAGGGAACUCGAAGAGAUCCAUUGCCAUCGGACAAAUUCCGGAGAGUAGACGAAACUGCAAAUAGAAUUCGUCAUUCCGAUAGGAAAGAUCCACGUGGAGAUGUACUCUCAUCUUUGAGAGAUUCAUCAGAUGAAUGGAUGGGAAUUGAUGAUCGAAUUGAUUCUUCAUUGAAAUACUCCCGUGCUGCAGCUGGUACCGUUAUUGUUGGUGACACCGAGCUGAUGCCAGUGAUCAAUGAUAACGACUAUAUGACGAUGAAACCACGAAAGGACAAGAACUUCGAACGAGAGAAACCUCCAGCUAUUCCUGCUCAUGCGACUCCGCUCGAAUCUGUACUCAAAUUGGGUAGCUCUUCAAGUGGAGAAGAGGCUCCACGAAAUGCAUUAUACGACGAUCCGAUCUCAUUAGAUUCACAGACUUUUGAUGAUAUAGACGAAGAAGUCAACAUUCACAUCUCUUAAUAACCUUCAGUAUUUCUUUAAUUCACAAUUUCUCAAAAUCAAGGUGCUUUUUUCCCUUUCUCUUCCCAUAAUUCUUUCAUUCAUUUUCUCCCCCGUGUUAUUACCGAUAUGUAUUAAGUUUCUCCAAAAACCUCACAAAACCUUUGCAACAACCAAAACCUCAAUUUGUUCACUUUAUUGCUGGAAAAUCCACCCGAUUUUAUGGGUCAACUUGUUACGUGUAUCUACAACCCUUCACGACUCAAACAUUUGUUCACAUAGCUUUGUAUUUCAAACAUUUUUUCUAUUCGUGUCUUUUUCUGCUGUUCAUAAUAAAUUAUUCAAUAAUAAUUC